Molecule: messenger RNA, 1872 nt
Organism: Scomber scombrus (Atlantic mackerel)
Lineage: Eukaryota; Metazoa; Chordata; Actinopteri; Scombriformes; Scombridae
Gene: gdpd4a
Product: glycerophosphodiester phosphodiesterase domain containing 4a
Exons: 17
Coding region: 1-1872 (623 amino acids)
Biological process (GO): lipid metabolic process
Cellular component (GO): membrane
Molecular function (GO): glycerophosphodiester phosphodiesterase activity
Source: RefSeq, a predicted model, not a curated record
AUGACUUGGCUGGUUGCUCUGCGUCUGGAGGACUUCAGUCAGUCACAGAGAGAAAAACGACAAACUGAACAGAACAGAAAUCCCGUGACCAGACUGAAGCUGGGGAAGCUAAAGGUGGUGCGGCGGCAGCUGCUGCAAAGGUAUGAACACCAGCCGUUUGUCUCCUGCCUCGCCGGCCUCUAUGGUUGCCAAUGGAGACGAUACCAAAGAGCCCGGGCACAGCCAGGAGAGUGCUGCUGCAGCAAGGUGGAGUGUGGCAGUUUUGGCCUCCUGAUCCUCACGUUCUUCCUGAGUUUUGUAUUCCUCUAUUUUUGGACUGAAGCUCAGAACGACUACCACGACUUUGACUGGUUUAACUUUGGGGCUCUGGGCUUCUGGUUCCCCUGGUCUCUGGUCCUGCUGGUUGUGGCCGCUACUCUCUUCACAUACAUAGCCCUGCUACUGGUGCUGGCCGUGUGUCUGCUUUCUGAGGGCCAGAGGCUUUACCUUCACUGGAGCCACAAGACUGGCAUCGUGUUGACGUUGGCCUUCUCCGUCACCGCCACCGCCAUCCUGUCUGACCUCUGGAGCAAAGAAUGGAAGACUCUGCUCCUCUCCCUGCAGGUGACGGCGCCCUUCCUCCACUUGGCUGCAGUCUCACUGAUGGCGAUUCUCUCCUGGCCAAUAGCGUUGCAUUUCUUCCGCAUGAACAAGAAAGUGCGUCAGGUGGCCAUCCUGGGUCUCUACCUGUCCAUCCUGUUCUGUCUCUACCUGGUCCCUUUGGGAAUGUACUCGCCCUGCAUUAAAGAGGCGGGAACGCUGGGACCUGCUCCAACGCUCAUCGGACACAGAGGAGCUCCGAUGCUUGCUCCAGAGAACACCAUGAUGUCUUUUGAGAAGGCAUUGGAAGCUGGAGGAGAAGGACUGCAGACUGAUGUCACCAUCAGUUACGACGGCGUUCCCUUCCUGAUGCACGACUCCACGCUGAGGAGAACCACUAACGUCGAAGAGGUUUUCCCCAACCGAACGCACCUCGACGCCUCCUUGUUCACCUGGGCCGAGCUGCAGCAGCUGAACGCCGGCGACUGGUUCCUAUUGAGGGAUCCAUUCGGUACGGUGUCGUCUCUGUCAGAGGCGGACCGCUCCCACGCACAGAACCAGUCCGUUCCCUCGCUGGCCCAGUUCCUAGAGGUGGCUGCUCGUAGUGGCAGACUGGUGCUGUUUGACCUGCGCAGGCCACCGUACGGACAUCCCUACAGUCAGUCGUACAUUAACGUCACUCUGCAGGUGGUGCAGGAACACAUCAACUCAUCUCAGGUGCUGUGGCUGCCGUCUGAGGACAGGGAGAUAGUUCAGGCCGUGGAUCCGGAGCUGCAGCAGACGUCCGGAGAAAAAGCUUCAAUUCAGGAGCUGACAGACAACCACAUCUCCAGACUGAACCUGCACUACAGCUCCAUGUCACAGCAGCAGAUCAGUAAGUACCGCUCAGUGAACAUCAGCACUAACCUGUAUGUGAUCAACCAGCCCUGGCUCUACACACUGGCCUGGUGCUGCGGCGCUCAGUCUGUCACCACCAACUCCAUCCACAUCCUGUCCAACAUCGACCAGCCGCUCUUCCUCAUGUCUCCAGAGGAAUACACUCUGAUGUGGAUCCUGACUGAUGUCGUAUCUGCCUUCCUCAUCAUCGCCAUUUUCAUUUUCCACUGGUGGAGAGAGAGAGGCCUGCCCUUCUGGUCUGGCAGCCGUCAGACUCACGAGAACGGACCGUACAGCAAGUUCAGGACAGAGUUGAGCGACGUGUGGUCCGUCUCCAGCGUCAAUGUGCGACCAGACCUACGGAGCUCGCCCAGUUCACCCAGUGCUCCUCACCUGCCCACCAUCACAGAGGAGUGA